This is a messenger RNA of Hippopotamus amphibius kiboko, 1776 nucleotides long. RefSeq names its product dehydrogenase/reductase 11 (gene DHRS11). Bases 10 to 1104 code for a protein of 364 amino acids. The record is from RefSeq and is a predicted model, not a curated record. The transcript has 6 exons. Lineage: Eukaryota; Metazoa; Chordata; Mammalia; Artiodactyla; Hippopotamidae.
UCCCGCGGGAUGUGGCCGAUUACCCAGCAGCGGAGGGCGGAGCCGGGGACGGAGGCCGGCCAGAGUGGAGGCAGGUCCGGGCGCAGCUCGGACGCUGGCAGGUCGGCGGCGGGGGCCGCGGCGGUGACGACAGAGCGGCCGGGCCCCUACGACCCGGGGCGGGGCUCUGCGAUCCAAGCGCUCGGCUCCCCGAACGAGGUGGGCGGGCGGCUCGGUACCCUGGCCAGGGCCGGCAUGGAGCGGUGGCGUGACCGGCUGGCACUGGUGACGGGAGCCUCGGGGGGCAUCGGCGCGGCCGUGGCCCGGGCCCUGGUCCAACAGGGACUGAAGGUGGUGGGUUGUGCCCGCACCGUGGGCAGCAUCGAGGAGCUGGCUGCCGAAUGUAAGAGUGCAGGCUACCCCGGGACUUUGAUCCCCUACAGAUGCGACCUGUCGAACGAGGAGGACAUCCUCUCCAUGUUCUCGGCGGUCCGCUCUCAGCACAGCGGUGUGGACAUCUGCAUCAACAAUGCUGGCUUGGCCCGGCCAGACACCCUGCUCUCAGGCAGCACCCGCGGUUGGAAGGACAUGUUCAAUGUGAACGUGCUGGCCCUCAGCAUCUGCACACGGGAGGCCUACCAGUCCAUGAGGGAGCGGAAGGUGGAUGACGGGCACAUCAUCAACAUCAACAGCAUGUGUGGCCACCAAGUGCCACCCCCGUCCGUGACCCAUUUCUACAGCGCCACCAAGUACGCCGUCACCGCGCUGACGGAGGGGCUGAGGCAGGAGCUUCGGGAGGCCCAGACCCACAUCCGAGCCACGUGCAUCUCUCCGGGAGUGGUGGAGACACAGUUCGCCUUCAAACUGCACGACAAGGACCCUGAGAAGGCAGCUGCCACCUAUGAACACAUGAAGUGUCUCAAGCCUGAGGAUGUGGCCGAGGCUGUCAUCUAUGUCCUCAGCACGCCCCCACACGUCCAGGUGAGUCCGGCCCCUUGGCUGUCCAUGCCCCGGAGCAGCCCAGCCAGCCCCAGAGGAGGAGAGCAGGGAGGCCUUAAUGGGGUGGGGGAGCGUCCUGGCUUCCUCAAGCCUUGUGCCUUCUGCAGAUUGGAGACAUCCAGAUGAGGCCCACGGAGCAGGUGACCUAGUUUCCUGUGGGGAGCUCCUCCUUCCCUCCCUGCCCCUCACGGCUUGGCACCUGCCUCUGCAUUUUGGGUGUUGAUUUCUGGACCCUUGGAUUCCCCUUCCUUUCCCCACCCCCCAGCCCCAGGGGCUAGAACACUUGUUUGAGGUUUUUAUAUAAUCUUGUCAAAUUGUUUCCACCAUGAAUAUGAAAAAUGGGCGUGAAUAUGAAAAAUGGGCGGGGGAGAGGAGUUGGUAUCCCUGAUUAUCUUACCUGCUGAUUCAUGCUUGGUCCCCUUCAUGGGCUCCUUGGCCUUUGUUUGCUAUCCUCGGUCUCUUCCUUUUGACUUGGGGAAGGGACAGUGGCCAAAAGUGGGGCUUUCCCCUGUCUUCUCGUACCCCACCCCCAUCCCUUGAGGAUGAAGCGGCAGAGGAGCCCUCACCUUCCACCUGAAUGGUUAUCGAGGCUCCAGGCUUCCUCCUCUCCCUGCCCCACCGCCCCCACCGCCCCUUCUUUUUCCCGUCCCAGUUCUCCAGCCCCACUGUGGCUUCUCAGCCCCCCCGGGUGGGGUCCUCAAUCCAUUCUGACUACACCAGGGCCUGCCUCCCAUGUGGGUUUCACUGUGAUCAUUAAAAAAGAAAAAUUGCAACAACCUACAUCCGCUUCAGAAGUGC